AAUUCACAACCGUGUUGUCAUGUCAGACACACACUCACUCACACUCUCUAGUUCUUCUUAAUUCUACCUUACUUUCGUGAGGAUCUUCAAUUUUCACAUUUCCGCACAAAUUGCCAGUGCCACCACCCUAUGACACCACUUUGCCGGCGGUUACCCACCGCCGGCGCCGCCUCACCGUUCGUCCACAUCCGGCGCCAACAUACAUCGCCCCCUGCCGCGAUUUGCGACAUCCGCCGAUUCCACCAGACAGAGCAACCCGGAUUCGCGCUGCGGGUUCGACUAAGGCGGCACUUGCCGGUGCUGUUGGCGGAGGCGACUGGACAUGGCGGCGCGUGGGAGAGAUCUGUCGAAGGUGAGGAGGAAGAGAAUGCGAGGCCGCGAGUUGGUGAGCUUGAGCCGGCGAGUGGCCGGGGAAGCGUGAAUCGGACGGCGGAGGUGGUGGCUGCGGCGGCGGUGACGGUGGUGAUGGGCGUCGGUAACCGGGUGAUGUAUAAGCUAGCGUUGGUUCCUUUGAAGCAGUACCCUUUCUUUCUGGCUCAGCUUGCUACUAUCGGAUACGUAAUAGUAUACUUCUCUAUUUUGUAUAUCCGGUACCGCACGGGCAUUGUCACCGAUGAGAUGUUAUCUGUGCCAAAAACUCCAUUUCUAUUUGUUGGUCUCUUGGAGGCUCUGGGUGCUGCCACAGGAAUGGCAGCAGGAGCAAUGCUAUCUGGAGCAUCAAUUCCAAUUUUAUCUCAGACUUUUCUCGUGUGGCAAAUUUUCCUCUCAAUUGUUUUUCUUGGGAGACGAUAUAAAGUCAACCAACUACUUGGAUGCUUCCUUGUCACAGUUGGUGUAAUUAUUACUGUAGCAAGUGGAUCUGGUGCUGGGAAAUCAUUGAAAGAAGCUGGUAUAUUUUGGAGUCUUUUAAUGAUAGUUUCAUUUUUAUUCCAAGCAGCUGAUACUGUGCUGAAGGAAGUAAUCUUUUUAGACGCAACCCGAAAACUGAAGGGAGGUUCUCUAGAUCUGUUUGUUGUCAAUUCCUUCGGAUCUGCUUUCCAAGCACUAUUUAUAUGCCUCCUCCUCCCCUUCUUAUCAAGAUUAUGGGGCAUCCCCUUCAGUCAACUACCCAACUACCUUAAAGAUGGUGCAGCCUGCUUUCUGAAUGUUGGGACCCUGUCAAGUGGAUGUGAUGGAGCCCCCCUGCUGCCCUUGCUGUUUAUUAUUGUCAACAUGGGCUUCAAUAUCUCUUUGCUUCAUCUCCUCAAGAUCUCUUCAGCAGUUGUCUCUUGUCUGGCUUCCACAUUUGCAGUCCCCAUAUCUAUUUAUGUGUUCACGCUGCCAUUGCCAUACCUCGGCAUUGCCUCUUCUCUUCCGACGGGCUUUCUUGCUGGGGCCAUCAUUCUCAUCAUGGGAUUACUCAUCUAUACAUGGACUCCUUCAAAUGGUUCCUCCAAUUCUUCUUUGGCGGCUCCAACCUAGAGAGGCUAGGAGGAAUUUUGAACCCUCUAGCUGCACCAUUGGCCCAAGCCUAAAGGGUAUGUUGCAACAAGCCUCGUCAUGACAUCAAACGGCAUGAUUCAGGUCCAUUCUUUUGUGAUGCUCACAAAACAAAGAGGGUGAAAUGAAACUGAUGUAAUUCUUGUUUCAAUAAAUUGCUAGUCCUUUGAAGAAAAGGGAACGGGAAAUGAAUCCCCUUGAGCUUGCUCAAGUGAUGGAGAAAGAGUACAGAUAGUUUUAGUUCAAUUUUUUGGGGUGAUAAAACAGAAAUUUAAUUAUAGGGAAAUAGCUAUUUCAUGGAUUGAGUAAACACUGACAGAACAUAAUUUUAAGGUGAUAAUGCUAAAAAUUUGAAUGAGAGUAAACUCAUGUUCUGUUAUGUCC
Lotus japonicus is the source of this 1863-nucleotide messenger RNA. Its product is annotated as protein CLT1, chloroplastic. The record is from RefSeq and is a predicted model, not a curated record. The coding region runs from base 130 to 1461 and encodes 443 amino acids. NCBI's taxonomy places the organism in Eukaryota, Viridiplantae, Streptophyta, Magnoliopsida, Fabales, Fabaceae. The transcript has 10 exons.